Messenger RNA from Strongylus vulgaris, 234 nucleotides. The record is from the annotation of a GenBank genome assembly. Lineage: Eukaryota; Metazoa; Nematoda; Chromadorea; Rhabditida; Strongylidae.
AUGGAGGAAGAUCCCGACGAGGAACCGCAUGGACAUAUCACAUCGCUGGCUGUAAAACGAUCUUAUAGGAGACUUGGCCUUGCACAGAAGUUAAUGGAUCAAACAGCUCGCGCUAUGGUUGAAACUUUCAAUGCUCGCUAUGUUUCCCUCCAUGUACGAGUGAGCAAUAGAGCAGCAUUAAACCUCUAUCAGAACACACUCAAGUUCACUGCUAGUGAAGUGGAACCCAAGUGA